CCAGGGAACCCCCAGGGGUCUCUGUAAGGCUUUGGGGAUGGGGGUGACACGCUGGGGACAUUGCAGGGUGGGGGGUUCACCGGGAUGGCAGCGGGACGUGGCUGUCCCCAAACGCUGAGGUGGCACCGGGAGCGGGGGACACACCCGUGCCACCUGUGCCACGCCCUGCAGGUGCACCGGGGGAUCAAGGGCGUGGUCCGGGACAGUGACACCGAGCUGGGCAUCCCCAACGCCAUCAUCUCCGUGGAUGGCAUCAACCACGACGUCCGCACCGCCUCGGACGGGGACUACUGGCGGCUGCUGAACCCGGGCGAGUACGAGGUGACGGCGCGGGCCGAGGGCUACGAGGCGGCCACGCAGCCGUGCCGGGUCUACUUCGAGAACGUUCCCACCCCGUGCAGCUUCCGCCUGGCGCGGGCGCGGGGCCGCCACCGGCCCGGGAGGCCCCGGCCGGGCCCGGACCCGGCGCUGCGGCUGCAGCGGCUGCGGCUCCGCCGCCUGCGCGCCCACGGCCGCGGGCAGUGAGCGGGGCGGCCCCGGGGCCGCGGGAUCGGCCGGGGGCGCGGGGGAACGGGCGGGACGGAUCCAGUAAAGUUUGGGUGCGCUGCGGCUGCGAGUGUGCGGGGCUGGAGCGGCGGAGGGAGCGGGAAUGGGAACGGGAACGGGAAUGGGAAUGGGAAUGGGAACGGGAACGGGAACCGGAAAGGAAAGGAAACGGGUCCGGGAAUAGGAUCGGAAAGGGGAAUGGGAAUGGGACCGAGAACGGGACCGAGACCGAGAAAAGGACCAGGAAUAGGAACGAGACCGGGAUGAGAAAAGGGAACGGGACCGGGAGCAAG
This is a messenger RNA of Zonotrichia leucophrys gambelii, 839 nucleotides long. Its product is annotated as inactive carboxypeptidase-like protein X2. Bases 85 to 525 code for a protein of 146 amino acids. Gene Ontology annotation, biological process: peptide metabolic process; protein processing. NCBI's taxonomy places the organism in Eukaryota, Metazoa, Chordata, Aves, Passeriformes, Passerellidae. Gene Ontology annotation, molecular function: metallocarboxypeptidase activity. The record is from RefSeq and is a predicted model, not a curated record. The transcript is spliced from 2 exons.